AUGAGACAUGGUGGAUUUCUAGAACAACUGACAGUAAAAGUGAAUUCCGUGUUGGAGAAGGGAGACAUGCCCUUUGCAGACAGAUGCCGGAUACCUUGUGUGUUGAUACUUCUUCUUCUCCUUUGGGGAGGAGAGGGAUCUCAGAUUACGAGAGCAGGUUGCAAGAGCGUCCACUAUGACCUCAUCUUCCUCCUGGAUGCUUCUUCCAGUGUUGGCAUUGAUGAUUUCCAGAAGGUCCGCCAGUGGGUGGUUGAUCUGGUGGGCAGCUUUGAGAUUGGACCGGACAAAACCCGCGUCGGGGUCGUCCGUUACAGCACUCAGCCGAUGACGGAGUUUGAACUCGGCACGUACGUUACUGCCGAGCAAGUCAAAGAAGCGGCCAGGAAGAUCAGAUACCACGGGGGCAAUACGUACACAGGGGAUGCCCUGCGGUACAUCACCACGCACAGCUUUUCCGAAGAGGCUGGUGGGAGGCCAAGUGAUCCCAACGUUAAAAAAGUGGCCAUCCUUCUGACUGACGGGCGGAGCCAGGAUCACGUCUUGGAGCCAGCCACGGCGGCGCAUAAAGCAGGCAUCAAGAUCUUUGCUCUGGGAGUUGGUGAAGCUCUUAAAGAAGAGUUAGAGGAAAUUGCUUCUGAACCGAAGUCUGCGUACAUGUUCCACGUUUCCGAUUAUGAUGCCAUCGAUAAGAUACGAGUGCAGCUGAGGAGACGACUUUGUGAGAAUGUGCUAUGUCCCAGUCUCCGUGUGGAAGGAGAUAGAUUCAAAGAGACCAAAGGAGAAACUAUUCCAGGGUUUGACCUGAUGGAAUCAUUCAGCGUGAGGGAGAUCUUUGGCAUGAAGGACAAUGGGAUCCAGAGCUCUUACGUUCGGCUUGGCAGUUUCCCCAUCGUGCAGAAAACAGAAGAUGUCUUCCCCCAAGGCCUUCCAGACGAAUAUGCCUUUGUCACCACCUUCAAAUUCCGCAAGUCCUCCCGGCGAGAAGAUUGGUAUAUCUGGCAAAUCAUUGACAAAUAUGGCAUUCCUCAGGUGUCCAUCCGACUGGACGGCGAAAACAAGGCCUUGGAGUACAACGCUAUCGGACUGACCAAGGAUGCGGUGAGGGUCGUCUUCCGAAACGGGCGAGUCAGCGACCUCUUCGACCGCAACUGGCACAAGAUUGCCCUGAGCAUUCAGUCCCAGAGUGUGUCCCUCUACAUCGAUUGCAGACUGGUGCAGACGCUGCCCAUCGAAGAGCGGGAGAACAUCAACAUUCAAGGGAAGACCGUGAUCGGCAAACGCCUCUACGACAGUGUGCCAAUUGACUUUGACCUUCAGCGGAUGGUUAUUUACUGCGAUUCACGACAUGCUGAGCUGGAAACUUGCUGCGACAUCCCUUCUGGUCCGUGUCAAGUGACUGUCGUUACGGAUGCUCCUCCCACUGAAAUAACAUCCACCGUCGGAAGCGAACAGAUCGGUCACAUUAAGACUGUCAACUGCUCAUGUCCGCCUGGAGAAAAAGGUGAAAGAGGCUUCCCUGGGUUUGAAGGCCCAAGAGGCCAGAAGGGAGAAAUUGGACCAACUGGACUUCCUGGCCCAAAAGGAGAAAGAGGAGAACCGAGUGGGGCGUUUGGCAGAGCAGAGAAAGGAGAAAAGGGAUCCCUCGGUGCACCUGGCAUCCCAGGGAGAGAGGGUGCCACAGGAGAGAUGGGAGAGCCUGGACUUCCUGGAGCAGCUGGACUCCCUGGACCAUCUGGCCCAAAGGGAGCUGAUGGUCAGCCAGGACCCCCUGGACGGCAAGGUUAUGUUGGAGCACCCGGUUUGCAGGGAGAAAGAGGAGAAAAGGGACCCCGAGGGGACAAGGGAGAACCAGGACUCGAUGGUUUUCCUGGAAAGCCUGGUACAGAUGGAUUACCGGGCAUCAAAGGGAGUCUGGGACAAUCUGGUCCCAUUGGAUCCCCAGGACAAAAGGUACAGAUUGAAGGCUUGAAAGGAGAACAGGGAGCUCCCGGCCCACGAGGACCACUUGGCCCUCCUGGAUCCCCAGGUAGCCCAGGACCCCCAGGGCCAGAAGGCAAGCCAGGACCUGCUGGAUUACACGGCCUAAGGGGUAAGAAGGGAGAACCCGGUUUCCCAGGAACUGAUGGACUCCCUGGACUUAUGGGUCAGAGUGGACCUCCUGGAGUUGCUGGCCCUCCUGGACCCACCGGGCCUCCGGGGCUACCUGGCGAAAAUGGCAGAAAUGGCCAGCCUGGGCCACCAGGUCUACCUGGCAAAUCUGGCCUGGAUGGUUUGCCUGGACUUCCUGGAUCAAAAGGAGAAAGAGGAGAGAAGGGAGAGGACGGGUUCCCUGGUAAAAUAGGUCCCAAGGGUGAAACAGGAGAUCCGGGUCUACCUGGUAGAGCUGGAGAGAGGGGUGAAGCAGGCCUUCCGGGUCCAUCUGGUUUACCAGGAGUGAGAGGAGAAAAGGGAGAUCAGGGUGAAAAAGGAAGAGCUGCACUCCCUGGCUUCAAAGGCGAGAGAGGAGACAAGGGUGACAUUGGCCCUGCUGGUCCCCCAGGCCCACCUGGUACGACAUCCUUGUUUACACCUCAACCCAGCGGUCCUGGAGAACAAGGUCCACAAGGCGAAAAGGGGGACCAUGGAGAAAGAGGUGAACCCGGACCACGUGGCAUCUCAGGUGAGCCAGGGCUACCUGGACCUGCAGGGCCGCAGGGUACGAAGGGACAGGAAGGAGCAGUUGGAAGACCAGGAGUCCCUGGAGAGACUGGUGCUUCUGGGCCUGCUGGCCCCCCGGGUCCACGCGGCUUGCCAGGAAAUGUAGGUAAUCCUGGAGAUCCUGGCCAACCAGGAGGGGACGGACAAAAAGGAGAUAAGGGCGAUCCUGGGAAGGAUGGAAAACCAGGAGCGCCUGGGCGGGCAGGCGAUCCAGGACCUGUUGGAGAACCUGGGUUACCUGGCAAGAUUCGAGAUGGAGAAAGAGGUGAGAGAGGACCACCUGGAUUAUCUGGACCUCCUGGACAAAAAGGAGACCGGGGUGCUCCCGGUGUUCCUGGCCAGCCAGGAGACAGAGGCCCUCCAGGAAUUGGACUUGCUGGACAACCUGGCCCGAUGGGACCUCCUGGAGAGAAAGGGCCAUUGGGUCUCCGAGGUUCGCCAGGCAUACAAGGCCCCCCUGGACAAUCUGGUCAGGAUGGUUUGCCAGGAAAUCCAGGGGAAAGGGGACUUCCAGGAAAACCGGGUGCCUCUCCUCUGCUCUCUCCUGGUGAUAUACGUCUCUUAGUUAAGGACGUAUGCAGCGACUGUCCCCCUGGACCACCUGGGCUCCCGGGAAUGCCAGGAUUCAAGGGGGAUAAAGGCGCCCAAGGUCCGCUCGGCAGAGAAGGCCCAGUUGGAAAGGCAGGGGAGCCUGGACCAAGAGGUCAUCCUGGCCCACCAGGUGUGGAAGGUCCCAAGGGUGCAAAAGGAGACCGUGGGACAAUGGGUGAGGCUGGUCUGAAGGGUGAGCAGGGCCAUCCUGGGAUACCUGGCUUCUUGGGUCAACCUGGAAACCCAGGCCCACCUGGCUCCGAGGGACCCCCUGGACCUGUGGGACCACCAGGGAAUCCUGGAGAUGUGGGUAAAGAAGGCCCCUCUGGACCUCAGGGCCCUCCGGGAUUGCCUGGACUCCUGGGCAUUCCUGGAAAAGAUGGCAAAGAAGGCAAGCCAGGGUCUCCUGGGGAACCAGGUAAGCCAGGAGAGCCUGGACUACAAGGACCGGAGGGAUCUAGGGGGCUGCCGGGUUUUAAAGGACCCAGAGGAGAUGCAGGGGCCCCUGGCUCAAGGGGAGAGGCAGGCCCAGCAGGCCCUCCAGGCCGUGAAGGACAACCAGGAAAAGAUGGAGAUCCUGGCCCUGUUGGGCCUCCUGGCCCACGGGGGCUCAGAGGGCUGUCGGGCAAGAAUGGAUCACCCGGUCCUUCAGGGGAAAGUGGCCCUCCAGGUAACCCAGGCCCGAAAGGAAGCAAGGGCGAAACGGGCAGCCCAGGACUCCCUGGAUUCAUGGGGCCGCGGGGACCUCCCGGAGAACCUGGUGAAAAGGGACUUCAGGGGAAAGAAGGCACUCCAGGCAAACCAGGGGAGCUUGGAGGCAAAGGUGACCGGGGGGAUCCUGGCAACAAAGGUGAAAAGGGUCCACCGGGAGAGAAGGGCUCAGCCGGUGAUCCUGGCAUUCCUGGUCGUAAAGGGCACUUAGGGUUAAUGGGUCCACCAGGACCAUCAGGGGAUACCGGACAGACUGGACCCCCAGGUGCUCCAGGACAACCAGGAUUUCCUGGACCUAGGGGGGAUCCUCCAUCACUUGAAACGCUGCGAAGACUCAUUCAAGAAGAGUUAGGAAAGCAACUGGAUGCUAGACUGCCCUACCUCAUAAGUCAGAUGCAGCCAGCCAACAUCAAAGCACCUCAAGGUAGACCAGGACCUCCAGGGUCACCUGGUAAAGAAGGUCCCCCAGGCCGACUGGGUCCUCCAGGAGAACCUGGCAGGCCAGGACAGCCUGGCUUGGAAGGGCCAUCAGGACCCCCAGGACAGAAAGGUGAAAGAGGAGACAAAGGAGAAAAAGGAGAAACUGGUGUUGGUCAGCGAGGUGAAACAGGUCCCCCAGGAAUUCCAGGUGUCCCAGGUGAACCAGGGUAUGCCAAAGAUGGGCUGCCAGGAACCCCGGGCCCGCAGGGUGAAGUGGGUCUCCCUGGCCUGAUGGGACCCCAGGGGCCUCCAGGAACCAACGGACAAUGUGACCCAUCUCAGUGCGCUUACUAUGCAAGCCUGGCCGCCAGGCCCAGCAACGUCAAAGGCCCCUAAAAGGCAACCUCCCCUCUUCCAGGGACUUCUGAUGGACCUAAUUGUGAAACUUGAAUUCAACAAGGAAAUCAGGGGUUCAAGCCUGUUUCGCUCCUGUUUCUUUG
Molecule: messenger RNA, 4919 nt
Organism: Euleptes europaea (tarantolino)
Lineage: Eukaryota; Metazoa; Chordata; Lepidosauria; Squamata; Sphaerodactylidae
Gene: COL22A1
Product: collagen type XXII alpha 1 chain
Exons: 63
Coding region: 1-4815 (1604 amino acids)
Source: RefSeq, a predicted model, not a curated record